AUGUGUUUCACAGUGAUCAGUCCUCCAGUGAACGGCACAGAGGAGGCUUUAGAGGACGGUCAGGGCCAGACUGGCGUUCUGGGCUGGCUGUCCAAUGGCUUCGUCAGCGCACUGCCACAGCCUUCAAACUCCCCUCGUCUCAGCAGGGCCAACUCUGACGCCAGGGUGAGUCCGCAGAGCGCUGAGUCGGGGGUGGUGGGCUGGGUCGCUCAGGGUCUGACCAAAGUUCUGCCUCAGCCGGAUGAGAAGUACAAAGAGGAGCCAACCCUGACGAGCAGACGGAGAAAUCAGAGCCAGGCGUCCAAACGGCACCAGCAUUACGAUCCUCUUCCGCACAUCCCCGUGGUGGAGAUGGUGUCAGACGAGGAAACGUCACACAUCGAGGAUUUGAACCCUAACUUUCCUCCCAACAUGGUGAACUGGAUCAAGCAGAUCAUCCCUCAGCCUGUGCCCCCGGGCGCCGUACCCAUCGAACCGAAGCCCAAGUCCUCCCGCACCUCCCUCGACAAAAUCUUCUCUCCCCCACCUGAAUCUCUCAGUGGAAUCUCGCUGGACACCGACAGCAAAGCCUCCAGUGUGGUCGGCUGGUUUGUGUCCGGACUGGGUUUGAAGAUGCCUCAGCCCGCUCUUCCUGCUAAAGAAGAAACUGAGGGUGCGACGGAGGUCCUGCAGAAAGCCUCAGACAAACUGAAGCCUGACAUGGUCCUGGAAGAUGUGGAGUCGGACAACGAGGGCCAGCCGAGAUGUGAGGAUCGUCCCAAAGCUACAGUAUCGUCCAUGAGUCAGGUUUCUGCAGCGGAGCAGCAGCUGCAGCAGUCCAGCAACAUCCAGCCUCAGGGUGCUGGCGAGCCGCUGCAGUCAGACGUGACAAAAACAUCUCAGGAAGAUGCAGAGACCCAGACAGGCCGCUGGACGCCGUUCAUUGAAACCAUCAAGAGGGAAGCUGAAGGUGUGGCUUUAGCCACAAUGGAGGAACGUCUGCUGCAGGAGAGGUUCGAGAUGGCGCGAAUGGCUGAAGAGGUGGCCAGGCACACGGCUGAGAUGGCCAUCAGACAAAUGACCAGUGAGGGGCAGUCCAUCAAACUCUCACUGGGGAGUCAAGAGCCGCUGGAGGAGCUAGACGAAGAGCUGCCAGAGCCACAGGAAGAGAUCACUCCAGCCAGCUGCGAUGCAUUUAAAAGCUGCCUGAUGCGCAUUCCUCACACUUCCGAGUGCUUCGGCAACAUCAACGCGUUCUUCAAAGAGAACGGCAUCUCUCCUCCCAAAAUCCCUAAGCUCCCCACCCGACUCUCCGACGUGACCAAGUACUUACCUUCCCUACCUCCGGAGUUACGCCAAGAAUUCUCCCAGAUCAGACUCACGCAGGUCCCCCGAAACAUCGCGCAGACUCUGACUGAGCUUCUGCCUAAAAACUCGACGUCCGGGACCGUCUCAACAGCCUUAUGCCUCAAGAUGCCUAAGAAACAACAACAGCAGCAACAUCAACAACAGCAAAAACACAAGCAACACAAGAUUCGCCAAGAUGUAGAACUCAGCCGGUUAGGGCAACCCUCCCCUCUUCCUCCUCCUCCUCCUCCUCCUCCUCAUCCUCAGCUGCGAUCUCGCUCCCCGUCCCCAUCCCUCUCCCCGUCCUCCCCUCACUGCAGCCCUCUUGACCUGCCCAACGUGCCAUCCUAUUCACGCCUGCCACCCAUCGUCAGCCCUCCGUCUAAGCAGCUUAGCUCCCUGUCCCGGAAGCUUUCUGGCCUCUCUAACCCGGCGUUCUUCAUCGAAGAUGACUCAGACGUGUCAGCUGUAAGACCUGCAGAGAGCUCCAGCCUCAGCCUCCGUCCAGCCGUCAACGUUGAAGAUGUGGACUCUGGCCAUGAGAGAAAAGGAGAAAGGGCCGGGGGGACGGGGGGAGGAGGAGGGACAGGGGAGGACCAGAGCAAUGUCAACCAAAUCCUCAACCCACAAGACCCCAAGCUUACAACCCUCACUGUCCCCGUGACCCCGUCAGGAGGGCGCCAGAGUAAAGGAGAUAAAGAUGGUGGAAGGAAUCGUAGGACUGUCUGGAUGAAGAUUAGGAGGCUGCAUUCCCAGAGUGAAGAAGAUGACGAUGAAGCAAGCAUACCUGUGAGGGCCUGGCCCAGUCAGUCCAGCCUGCACAGCUCAGACGACAUUCUGAAGGAACGCCCUGCGUCUUCGGCCAGUCAGACCAGCACCGUGGUCAACGAGCGACUCCAGGAGCUCGUCCGCAUGUUCAAAGAACGAACCGAGAAGGCCAAGGAGAAACUUAUCGAUCCAGACAGCUCAGACGAAGACAGCGUCGUCCCCUCUCCUCCUCAGGCUCCGGCUCCUCAGCCUGAUCCCGGCCCUCCCCCACCGGGCGAGGACAGGAAGGACGAGUGUCCAGGUCCAUCCGGAAUGGACGCCGAUGGAGCGGCGGCGAGUGAGGCGGAGGAGGAGCCGUCGAGCCGCUGCUGCAAGGUGAAAGCUCCACGGUGGAUGCGAGCCUGUUUGAACUUCCGCUUCCCAGCCAGCAUCGACCCGUUUACCAACCUGAUGUACGUGCUGUGGAUGUUCCUGGUGUCUCUGGCCUGGAACUGGAACGUGUGGUUCAUCCCUGUGCGCUGGGCCUUUCCCUACCAAACUCCUGAUAAUAUCUACUACUGGCUGUUGACUGACUAUCUGUGUGACCUGAUCUACAUCCUGGACAUCACCAUUUUUCAGCCGCGCCUCCAGUUUGUGCGUGGAGGGGACAUCGUGUGUGACAAAGAAGACAUGAGAAAGAAUUACAUGAAAACCAAGCGCUUCAAGUUUGAUGUGGCCAGUCUCGUUCCUCUGGAGCUCUUCUACUUUAAAACCGGCAUCAACCCGCUGCUCCGUUUACCCAGGCUGCUGAAGAUCAACUCCUUUUUUGAGUUCAACGAGCGUCUCGAGGCCAUUUUGACCAAAGCCUACAUCUACAGGGUGAUCCGAACCACCACCUACCUCCUGUACUGCCUGCACUGUAACGCCUGUCUCUACUACUGGGCCUCCGCCUUCACAGGACUGGGAUCCACCAAGUGGGUCUACAACGGCGAGGGCAACAGCUAUAUCCGCUGCUACUACUUCGCAGUGAAGACUCUGAUCACCAUCGGAGGUCUUCCUGACCCCACCACCCUGUUCGAGAUCGUCUUUCAGCUCAUCAACUACUUUGUAGGAGUCUUUGCUUUCUCGAUCAUGAUCGGGCAGAUGCGUGACGUUGUGGGUGCAGCCACAGCCGGUCAGACUUACUACCGCUCAUGCAUGGACAACACUAUUAAAUACAUGUCCUCCUACCGCAUCCCGAAGGACGUCCAGAACCGAGUCAAAACGUGGUACAACUACACCUGGCAGUCACAAGGCAUGCUGGACGAGCAGGAGCUGCUGACUCAGCUGCCUGAUAAAAUGCGUCUGGACAUCGCGAUCGACGUCAACUACUCCAUCGUGAGCAAAGUCCCUCUGUUUCAGGGCUGUGACAGACAGAUGAUCUUCGACAUGCUGAAAAGCCUCCGCUCUGUAGUUUACCUGCCAGGAGAUUAUGUCUGCAAGAAGGGCGAGGUUGGCCGGGAGAUGUACAUCAUUAAGGCAGGAGAGGUGCAGGUGGUCGGCGGGCCGGAUGGGAGGACGGUGUUCGUCACGCUGCGAGCGGGGUCUGUCUUUGGAGAGAUCAGCUUGCUUGCAGUCGGAGGAGGAAACAGGCGUACGGCCAAUGUGGUUGCUCACGGCUUUGCCAACCUGUUCAUCCUGGACAAAAAAGACCUGAAUGAGAUCCUGGUCCACUACCCCGAGUCCAAGAAACUGCUGCGCAAGAAAGCCAGAAAGAUGCUGAAUAAGGGAAAGAAGCCUGAGCCUAAAGAAGAGGCGAAGGAGGCCCCUCAGGGGCCCGUGGCCCCGGCCAGGACGGAAACUCCAAAACUGUUGAGGGCAGCGCUGGAGAUGACCGAGAAAUCCUCCGGACUGAAAGGAGCUCUGGCUAAAGUCAAAGAGAAAACCAACAAGUCCAAUAUCUCCCUGCAGCCAUCCAUCUCCUCCUCCCUGCCUCCUCCCUCUCCCUCCUCCAGCUGUGGACCAGAAAGAGACGCCGACUCGCCGUCGGCCACGUCCGCCGGCUCUGCCACGUUUCGCUCGGCUUCUCGUUGCCGCCUCUCUUCAAUGCCUCGGUCUGCGUUACAGGACACAGUCGAAAAGGACACUGUUCACAGCAGCCAGUGA
This is a messenger RNA of Salarias fasciatus (jewelled blenny), 4218 nucleotides long. Its product is annotated as cyclic nucleotide-gated cation channel beta-1-like. The record is from RefSeq and is a predicted model, not a curated record. The coding region runs from base 1 to 4218 and encodes 1405 amino acids. Gene Ontology annotation, biological process: monoatomic cation transmembrane transport; retina homeostasis. The transcript is spliced from 34 exons. Gene Ontology annotation, molecular function: intracellularly cGMP-activated cation channel activity; intracellularly cAMP-activated cation channel activity; cGMP binding. Gene Ontology annotation, cellular component: plasma membrane; photoreceptor outer segment; intracellular cyclic nucleotide activated cation channel complex. NCBI's taxonomy places the organism in Eukaryota, Metazoa, Chordata, Actinopteri, Blenniiformes, Blenniidae.